AUGUGCGAACUUGACAGUCUGCCGUCCAUAACAGAGCUCACCAAGGCUUUUGACUCCCUAGCCAGUGGCAAGGCUCCGGGAAAAAAAACGGCAAUCCCUCAGAGAUCAUCAAAGCCGGCAAAAACACCGAUCUGCUUCAACACCUUUCAUGAGCUCCUAUGUCAGUGCUGGGAAGAAGGUACAGCCCCUCAGGAUAUGCGGGAUGCUAACACCAUUACGCUUUACAAAAACAAAGGUGACCGUGGUGAUUGUAACAAUUACCGUCGAAUAUCUCUUCUCAGCAUUGUUGGAAAGGCCUUUGCUCACGUUAUCCCGUCCAGGCUACAACUACUUGCUUCUCGAAUUUAUCCAGAAUCGCAUUGUGGUUUUAGAAAAAGCAGAUCAACUAUUGACAUGAUAUUCUCCAUACGCCAACUUAAGAAGAAGUCCAGAGAGCAGAACAUGCCAUUAUAUAUGGCCUUCAUUGAUUUGACGAAGGCCUUUGACUUCUUAAGUAGAAAAGGCGGCCAUUUCCUCCUGCUUCAAAAAAUCGGCUGUCCACCAAAGCUGCUGAUUAUCAUCAAAUCUUUCCAUGAUGAUAUGCAAGUCACCACACAGCGCAAUGGUUCAACAUCAAUCGCCUUCCAAAUAAAGAACAGGGUAAAGCAAGGCUGUAUCUUUGCUCCUACAUUAUUUGGCAUCUUCUCGCUGCUGCUGUCAAAUGCCUUUGAGACAUCAGAAGAUGGAAUGUUUCUGAACAGUAGAAAUGACGGGCAACUGUUCAAUCUCUUGCGUCUGCGUGCCAACACCAAAAUCAGAAGCAUCCUGAUCAAGGAGAUGCUCUUUGCUGAUGAUGCCGCUCUGGUAUCACACACAGAAGCCCUGCAAAGGCUCAUCAACUACUUUGAGCAAGCAUGUAGCGACUUUGGCUUAGUUAUCAGCCUCAAGAAAACCAAUAUCAUGGAUCAGACUACGUCGGACAUCCCAGGCAUACACACUGGAGACCAUAGACUACAGGAGAGGAAGAGGUUUACCUACCUUGGCUCUACCGUCACUUACAACCUAUCCCUUGAUACCGAGCUCAAUAUACGCAUUGCCAAGGCAACCGCUGUGAUGGCCGAACUCUCCAAACGGGCAUGGGACAACAAUAAGCUGAACAAGACCACAAACAUGAAGAUUUACCAGUCAUGUAUACUUAGCACUCUACGGUAUGGCAGUGAGAUCUGGACGCCAUACACACGCCAAGAGCCUCGCCUAAAUAUCUUUCACCUGCGCUGCCUCCGGAAAAUCCUUGGCAUCAAAUGGCACAAUCGUGUCCCAAAAAAGGAUGUCCUCAAGCAAGUAGGAAUACCAAGCAUGUUUGCACUCCGCACACAAAGACGUAUGAGAUGGCUUGGACAUGUUAAUCGUAUGGAAGUUGACAGAAUCACCAAAGACAUACUCUACGGAGAGCUUGCUAGGGGCACUAGGUCUGUUGGAAGACCGUUAUUACCAUGCAAGGAUGUUUGCAAAAGGGAUAUGAAGGCCUGCGACAUCAGUAUUAGGAACUGGGAAGAGGUUGCCAGCAACCGUGGAGAUUGGCGACGCACCAUAGAAGAGGGAGGACAAAGGAGUGACAGAGGGCGAGAGGAGAAAUGGAAAGACAAGAAAAGACGUCAACAAGAAACUAUGACAUCACAACCAGCCAGGCAAAGUCUUCGCUACAUUUGCAUAGGACUACGCAUCCACAGCAGGAGAUGUAUUAGGACAUGA
Molecule: messenger RNA, 1731 nt
Organism: Octopus bimaculoides (California two-spot octopus)
Lineage: Eukaryota; Metazoa; Mollusca; Cephalopoda; Octopoda; Octopodidae
Source: RefSeq, a predicted model, not a curated record